AUGCUUAGUCAUGAGUUAAAUGACCUCUGUCUCCGCUGCCCCUCUGUCCCCUCUGUCCCCUCUGUCCUCUCUGUCCUCUCUGUCCCCUCUGUCCCCUCUGUCCUCUCUGUCCUCUCUGUCCCCUCUGUCCUCUCUGUCCUCUCUGUCCCCUCUGUCCUCUCUGUCCUCUCUGUCCCCUCUGUCCUCUCUGUCCCCUCUGUCCUCUCUGUCCUCUCUGUCCUCUCUGUCCCCUCUGUCCUCUCUGUCCUCUCUGUCCUCUCUGUCCCCUCUGUCCCCUCUGUCCUGUCUGUCCUGUUUGUCCUGUUUGUCCUCUCUGUCCUCUCUGUCCCCUCUGUCCCCUCUGUCCUCUCUGUCCCCUCUGUCCUCUCUGUCCCCUCUGUCCUCUCUGUCCCCUCUGUCCCCUCUGUCCCCUCUGUCCUCUCUGUCCUCUCAAUCUUCUUUGCCUUUUCAACCACCGGCGGAAACUAUGCCUUCAAAAUCGCCUGGCUUGACUUUCGCUGCUGUCAACAAGAAACGAGAAGAAAUUGA
Molecule: messenger RNA, 528 nt
Organism: Penicillium nucicola
Lineage: Eukaryota; Fungi; Ascomycota; Eurotiomycetes; Eurotiales; Aspergillaceae
Exons: 1
Coding region: 1-528 (175 amino acids)
Source: RefSeq, a predicted model, not a curated record